Molecule: messenger RNA, 606 nt
Organism: Epithele typhae
Lineage: Eukaryota; Fungi; Basidiomycota; Agaricomycetes; Polyporales; Epitheliaceae
Exons: 5
Coding region: 1-606 (201 amino acids)
Source: RefSeq, a predicted model, not a curated record
AUGGCAAAAUCUGUUCUGGACUUCUUCAAGCCAAUGCGUGGCGAGGCGAUCGCACGACUACGAACCAACUCUAUCGGGCUCGUCAGCCUCUCGAUCCUGGCCCACCUCCUCCCGGUGCCAACACCAUGGCGCGCGUUUGAUACGGUAUGGAAGCAACGGCCGGCGAGUGCGCCUUACUACUACACAUGUGCUGCUGAGCUGCUCGUGUUCGGAUUGCUAGCUCUGAACGUGCUGCAAGCACUCUUUGCACUCAAGUACCCCCGUGCACCCCUCCCGCCGCCUCCAUCUGCGCCUGCUACCCCUGUCAAAUCCCCGCUUCAGUCGACGCCAGCGCGCCAGUGGCGUUUGCAAAGCAGCACUCCGAAUGCGAGCCCACAACGUCAAAAAGCUUUCUCGACCUACGUCCCAUCUCCCCUACACCAUCCCCCUUCUGCGUCUUCCCAAGCCGAGGUUUCAUUCACGUCCUCUGUGUCGUCUGUGCCAGGGUCACCAGCCUCGCCCCUUGCAGCCUACAGGGGCCGCCACCAACCCUCCGUCGGUAGAGCCUUUGAUGGAUCGCUGCUUAGUCGGCUGGCAAGAGAGGAUUCAGAUGACGAAGACUCUUAG